AUGCGCGGUUUCACAGCAGCGGCAGCGUUGCUGCCUUUCGCUUCGGCGGCCAUGUACUCUGCGGAUGAAUAUCGAUCUGGCGAGGUCAUGAAGAUCAUGAUGGAGGCUAAAGAGUCUGCUUGGGCCACCCACAGAGCUGCCGGCGACUACGACGACAGGAAAUGGGCAGGUUUCGGCAAGAAACGAUCCAACAAAGACCGCAUCCGCUGUGUCAAUGGCAAGGCUGAAGCUGUCAAGGGCGAUGCCAGCCAAACCUAUGGAUGCAAGGACAUCGAUAUGUACGACUUUCUAACGCACACUGAGUUGGGCGCAGAGCCUACCUCCGAGGGCUCUGGUUCUUGGGGUUGGUCUCACGGUAAACGGGACUUCAUAGCCAUUGGACAGACAGACGGAACUGCUUUUGCGGAAGUCAGCAAGCAGGGGAAGCUCAUCUAUUUGGGACGUCUGCCUGCUCAAGCGGACCCUGUGAUUUGGCGUGAGAUAAAGGUCCUGCGUGAUUACUUGGUGGUUGGAUCCGAGGGUGUUGGCCAUGGUGUGCAGAUCUUCGACAUGAAGAAGCUACUGAAGAUCAACCCAAAAGCUCCAAAGACCUUCAACACUUCUACCGAUCUGACAGGAUUGUUCAUUGACGGCCUCCCUGCUGGACGCUCCCAUAAUGUCGUUGUCAACGAAGAAAAGGGCUAUGCCGUGGCUGUUGGCGCAGCUCCUCGCAACACUUCAUGUGGAGGAGGUCUCAUCUUUAUUGAUAUGAGCGAUGCAUCGAACCCUACUACACCAGGAUGUGCAYCACAGGAUGGCUACGUCCACGACGCUCAAUGUAUUGUGUACAGAGGUCCUGACGCCAAGUACUACGGUCGUGAUAUCUGCUAUGGUUACAAUGAGGAUACUCUCACCAUCUACGACGUAACGAACAAGAACGGUCCUAACGCUACCUCCAUCAUCUCUCGCACUCCUUACACAGGUUCUUCUUACACCCAUCAAGGAUGGGUCCUCAACCCAAUGUGGCAAUCACACCUCAUUCUCGACGAUGAACUCGACGAGGGCUUCAUCGACCCUAACCGCACCGAUCCCGAGUCUCCCGCCAAGGACGGAUUCCCAGUUUCCUACAUCUUCGACAUCUCAUCCCUCGAGAAGCCAGUCAACACGGGAUUCUACAAGUCCAAAGUCCGAUCUGUCGACCACAAUCAAUUCGUAUACAAUGGUCUUGCCUAUCAGUCAAACUACCAAGCCGGUCUGCGUAUCCUGGAUGUUUCCUCGAUUCGUCGCGAUCCUACUGGCAAGAGUGUCGAGGAGGUUGCUUUCUUCGACGUUUACCCCGAAGAUGAUGAUCAGCCCGGUGGCGGAGUUGCGGAUUGGUCGUUUGGAACUUGGAGUCAUUAUACUUUUCCAAGCGGCUGGAUUGUGAUUAAUACGAUUGAUCGCGGUGCGUUUGUUGUGAAGAUGAAUAAGUUUGCUGCGCUUGGGAAGGGAAGAUUCUGGUAG
Messenger RNA from Ramularia collo-cygni, 1482 nucleotides. RefSeq lists its product as uncharacterized. Gene Ontology annotation, cellular component: extracellular region. The record is from RefSeq and is a predicted model, not a curated record. The transcript is spliced from 6 exons. Bases 1 to 1482 code for a protein of 493 amino acids. NCBI's taxonomy places the organism in Eukaryota, Fungi, Ascomycota, Dothideomycetes, Mycosphaerellales, Mycosphaerellaceae.